AUCCCAGCCAUCACCAUCUCACUGCCACCCUCGGUGCCACCAUGCUGGCCUCGGGGCUGCUUCUGGUGGCUUUGCUUGCCUGCCUGACCGUCCUGGUCUUGAUGUCCGCCUGGCGGCAGAGGAAGGUCUGGGGGAAGCUGCCUCCCGGGCCCACCCCACUGCCCUUCAUCGGGAACUACCUGCAGCUGAACACAGAGCAGAUGUACAACUCGCUCAUGAAGAUCAGCGAGCGCUACGGUCCGGUGUUCACCGUCCACCUGGGGCCCCGGCGGAUCGUGGUGCUGUGUGGACACGAGGCUGUGAAGGAGGCGCUGGUGGACCAGGCUGAGGAAUUCAGCGGGAGGGGCGAGCAGGCAACGUUCGACCGGCUCUUCAAAGGCUACGGCGUGGUGUUCAGCAGUUGGGAGCGCGCUAAACAGCUCCGGCGCUUCUCCAUCACCACGCUGCGCGACUUCGGCGUGGGCAAGCGCGGCAUCGAGGAGCGCAUCCAGGAGGAGGCGGGCUUCCUCGUCGAAGCCCUCCGGGGCACGCGCGGCGCCUUCAUCGAUCCCACUUACUUCCUGAGCCGAACUGUCUCCAAUGUCAUCAGUUCUAUUGUCUUCGGGGACCGCUUUGACUACGAGGACAAAGAGUUCCUGUCGCUGCUCCGUAUGAUGCUGGGAGUCUUCCGGUUCACAGCGACAUCCACGGGGCAGCUCUAUGACAUGUUCUACUCAGUCAUGAACUACCUGCCAGGACCACAGCAACAGGCAUUCAAGGACCUUAAGGGCCUGGAGGACUUCGUCACCAAGAAGGUGGAGCAGGACCAGCACACGCUGGACCCCAACUCCCCGCGGCACUUCAUCGACUCCUUCCUCAUCCGCAUGAAGGAGGAGGGGAACAAUCCCAACACGGAGUUUCAUUGGAAGAACCUGGUGCUCACCACACUGAACAUCUUCUUUGCCGGCACCGAGACCGUCAGCACAACCAUGCGGUUUGCCUUACUGCUGCUUAUGAAGCACCCAGAUGUGGAGGCCAAAGUCCAUGAGGAGAUUGACCGGGUCAUUGGUAAGAACCGUCAGGCCAAGUUCGAGGACAGGGUCAAGAUGCCCUACACAGACGCCGUGAUCCACGAGAUCCAAAGAUAUGCAGACACAGUCCCCAUGUCAGUGGCCCACAGAGUCAUCAAGGACACCAAGUUUCGAGACUUCCUCCUCCCUAAGGGCACCGAGGUGUACCCAAUGCUGGGCUCCGUGCUGAGAGACCCCAAGUUCUUCUCCAACCCCCAAGAAUUCAAGCCCCAGCACUUCCUGGAUGAGAAGGGGCAGUUUAAGAAGAGUGAUGCUUUCAUGCCCUUCUCCAUCGGAAAGCGGAACUGUUUCGGAGAAGGCCUGGCCAGAAUGGAGCUCUUUCUCUUCCUCACCACCAUCAUGCAGAACUUCCGCUUCAAGUCCUCGCAGUCUCCCCGGGACAUCGACGUCUCCCCUAAAUACGUGGGCUUUAUCACCAUCCCGCGCACCUACACCAUGAGCUUCCAGCCUCGCUGAGCCGGGGCGGGGCUGGGGAGGCAGGGCUAGUGGGAGGAGCAAGGGUGGGCGGGGCACCGGGGCGGAGCCGAGGGGCGGAGCACAGUGGGCUCUGAGCAUCGUGCUAUGGACCCUUCGGAGGUGGGAUGAGAGGAAGGAAACUCACUGUACUGUGAACGAGAAGAAAUAACAACUAGUAUUUUUUUAGCAAAUGCUCUGUGUCAUCUCUAUGCUAAAAGCGUUAAACGCCCACCUCAAUCCGCACAAACCUAUGGAAUGGGGAACAGCGUUCAAAUCCCUUUUGCAGGUGACGAAGCUGAGGUUCAGCAAGUUUAAGUCUCUAGCUGAGGUCCCACGGAACACAAGAGCUCUCGGCACGUAGGCGAACACAGAACCGCGGGGAACGGCUGUACUUAGCCCCACGGUCCUUAGGGUAAAUGCUUAAAAUGCUCCCCUGCCUCAUGUGAAAUACACAAACUCAGUAUAUUAUUUUG
Molecule: messenger RNA, 1999 nt
Organism: Manis pentadactyla (Chinese pangolin)
Lineage: Eukaryota; Metazoa; Chordata; Mammalia; Pholidota; Manidae
Product: cytochrome P450 2A10-like
Exons: 9
Coding region: 42-1526 (494 amino acids)
Biological process (GO): coumarin metabolic process; xenobiotic metabolic process
Cellular component (GO): intracellular membrane-bounded organelle; cytoplasm
Molecular function (GO): iron ion binding; oxidoreductase activity, acting on paired donors, with incorporation or reduction of molecular oxygen, reduced flavin or flavoprotein as one donor, and incorporation of one atom of oxygen; heme binding
Source: RefSeq, a predicted model, not a curated record